GGCCUGCGCGAUGCGGGACGAGAGACGAGGAGGGUGGGCAAGAUGGCGGCCACUACGGCCGGUGUGGGCCGGCUAGAGGAAGAGGCGUUGCGGCGAAAGGAAAGGCUGAAGGCCCUACGGGAGAAAACCGGGCGCAAGGACAAGGAAGACGGGGAGCCAAAGACUAAGCAGCUCAGAGAAGGGGAGGAGGAAGGCGAGAAGCACAGGGAACUCAGGCUGCGGAACUAUGUCCCAGAGGAUGAAGACCUGAAGAGGAGGAGGGUGCCCCAGGCCAAACCAGUCGCAGUGGAAGAGAAGGUGAAGGAGCAGCUGGAGGCCGCUAAGCCAGAGCCUGUCAUUGAGGAAGUGGACCUGGCUAACCUUGCACCCCGGAAGCCUGAUUGGGACCUCAAGAGAGAUGUAGCCAAGAAGCUGGAGAAGUUAGAAAAGCGGACCCAGAGAGCCAUUGCCGAGCUGAUCCGUGAGAGACUGAAAGGCCAGGAAGACAGCCUGGCCUCUGCAGUGGAUGCCAACACCGAACAAGAGGCCUGCGACUCCGACUGAGGCAUGCCCUGUCCCCUCACCUGCCUGUCAGACCUGUCCUGUAAGACAAUGGUCUUGGGCAAGGGUCGGGGCUGGGCUUGCGAUCGCUUCUAGUUUGGCUUCAGAGCAGUGACUCCCUGCCCCAUCAGUCUGAAAUCCCCCCACCCCCAUGGGAUGAGGUCAGCUCCUUGUCUCCUGAGUGGUCCCCACCACCCUGAGUGGGGACAGAGCCAACAGCAACUCUGUGGGCUUGCUGUGUCUGUACAUAUGCAUGUGUUUUGAACUUUUUUUUUGUCUCUGGAAAUAGAAACAAGCAGACCCCUGUGUGUGGUAGAAACCUAUCAAAUAUUUCCUGGGUCCUUGGGGUGCUGUGGGGUUGGGCCCCAAGACAGGGCAGUUGCAGAAGUGGUGCUUAAUACGAGUAACGCCCUGUGUUGGGCAGAGCAGGUUGAGGCUGGAGGGGUGGGGAAGGCCCAGGCCUGACCUUCUGGGCCCAGGUCCUGACCCAGUCCUUUGUUAGUAGUGGUCGUCUCAAACUCUGGGGUGGCAGAGACAGGGUCUGAGAGGAUUCUUAAGACCUCUCACAGGCCUAGGCCUUGUGGUAGUCUGUGGGACAGCCUGGAGAGGCUCCCACCCUGGUCCUCUGUGGACCCCCUCAGAGUGUGAGAGCGAGAAGGAAGAGAUUGGGCCCAUGAAGUGGGUGAGUUGUGCCCUGGACAGCCUCAACUCUGGGCUGCUCCAGAUUUGAGGCCCCUGGCACUGUUCUUUCCCCCUCUGCCCAGCCCCAGGCAGCCCCUCUCCCCACUUCACCAGUCAGGCCUAGACUAUGGCUUCUCUAGGGCAAGGUGCCUGUGUUGGGGAGGGUGGCCCAUUCUGCUAGAGACUAGGGUAUUGUAAGCUGAGUUUCGGGUGUGGUCUUGGACCCUGGGCCCCCAUGAUCUGGCUUUGGGACCAUGAGCCUCCUUUGUGGAGCUGACUCUCCAGAGCAACUGGCUGGCCACAACUCUGACUCCAGGUACCUGUGGCCAACUAGAAUUUCAUCUCCUCCAGAAUGAUAACACUCUUGAGUUUCCUUCAGGGUUUCCCCUUGAGCCUCCUGCCCCUGAGUCAUCCCAGUGUUUUUUCCUCUGUGCUGACUUCCAGGAACACAAUGGCCCGGCUCUGGUGGGCAGUGCGGAGGACUUGGGCCAUAGAGGUGGAGUGAGUCUUUGCACACAGGGGCCAGCACACUCAUUCAAUAAAGUAAAUGCUUUAGGUUAAAAUUA
This is a messenger RNA of Diceros bicornis minor, 1787 nucleotides long. It is a transcript of the gene CCDC12, whose product is annotated as coiled-coil domain containing 12. The record is from RefSeq and is a predicted model, not a curated record. The transcript is spliced from 7 exons. The coding region runs from base 43 to 543 and encodes 166 amino acids. Gene Ontology annotation, cellular component: U2-type spliceosomal complex; post-mRNA release spliceosomal complex. Lineage: Eukaryota; Metazoa; Chordata; Mammalia; Perissodactyla; Rhinocerotidae.